AUGUUUACCUAUGUUUUAUGUGGAGAAGGCGAGAGUUUUCCUGAGUCAUUUGGCGAUAUUUUUGCCCGUGUAGAAUUUGGGAAUACUUGGGCUAAGCAUAGAAAUGCUUCGAGACUGUUUAGUUUAGAUGAUUUUGUCUUUGAAAACCAAUUCAGGGCUCAAAGAGGGUGGAUCCUCUUUCUGUCUCGUCCGGCAUCUUGCUAUGAGCGACUGGAAGGCCAUAUUUUCUGUGCUUUACAAAUGUUGUUAAUGAAUUCAUUGCAAAAUUCUGUAGCUUUCGCCAAGAGCAAUUCUCCGUGUGUUUCCAGCAAUAAAGUUGCGGUUUUAAGCCCUAACUAAAGACUUUCAUCUACUUUUCAUUCGCCUCAAGGAUCUAAUCAUUAAAAAGCACUUGAAAUUUCGGGCGGACCUUCACCUAUUCCAAAAACGUUUUGUGAUUCGCUGGGAAAACAAUAGGGAUGGUGACAUAACAAUACCCCUAUCCCUGAAAACAAUAGGUAGUGCAGGUUAUAGGGACCAAUGAAAUGAGAGGUUUGGAUGGGUGCAGGUCAAUCGGAAAUUUUUGUAGGUGUCUUUUUGCAAAUCCAGACAGACAUUUUAGCUCAACUGGAGACAUGAUCGUAUGCCAAGUGUACUAGGCACAUUCACAUUCCUUUCUCCAAAAAAGCUCUUUCCAUAAAAGAAGAGGAAACACCCUUUAUCCAUGGGGGAAAAUGCGACUCAAUUCAUCUGAUUGGUUCAUUACUUAUCUGGAAAACCAUCUCAGUUACGACAGGAAGUGUCUUGCGCUUCACCAAUAAAGAAUGUAAAUCGCUUCAUGCAAAAGAUAAUUCUUGUCAAUUGCUGCAUUUUAUACUCUUUGAUUGUCACCAAGUCUAUCAGUUUAUUUUUACUUUUCCCUCAGACACUGAUGACUGUUAUCCAAAGCCGUGUCUAAACAACGGAACAUGUACAGACGGAGUGAAUGACUACAACUGCACAUGCGUGCCUGGCUUUGUAGGGAAGAACUGCUCAAAUAGUAAGUCUUUCAAAAUCAAGUCUUAGUAUUGAGAUUAACGGAUUUGUGAACAGAGAAUGGUAAUCAUAUUCCAAGUAAACCUGCGCACUACCUCGGUCGUUCCUUCUGGAAAAGUAAUUUUGCAUAAAUUACAGGUAUGAAGUUUCCUUACCACUUUUUCAACUUAAAAAAAACUAUCCCUCUAUACACAGAAAAAGGCAAAUCAAUACAUAUGCCUUGGCCAUUACUUACAAGAUUGGUUACCAAAAAAUUUCGCUUCUGGAGUGCCAAUGUGAAAAAAAAAAUGAAAAACUGAAUCCCCUCCCCUUUCCAUGUAUAGAUUUAGAUAUUUUAUUGUCGUCAAUCCUUACCAUGUCCUUUUUUUUCUUCAGACACUGAUGACUGUUAUCCAAACCCGUGUCUUAACAAUGGGACUUGCAUAGACGGAGUCAAUGACUACAAUUGCACAUGCGUGCCUGGUUUUGUAGGGAAGAACUGCUCUAAU
This is a messenger RNA of Porites evermanni, 1502 nucleotides long. The record is from the annotation of a GenBank genome assembly. NCBI's taxonomy places the organism in Eukaryota, Metazoa, Cnidaria, Anthozoa, Scleractinia, Poritidae.